Psylliodes chrysocephalus is the source of this 381-nucleotide messenger RNA. The record is from the annotation of a GenBank genome assembly. Lineage: Eukaryota; Metazoa; Arthropoda; Insecta; Coleoptera; Chrysomelidae.
AUGCACAAGGUGCCAAAAUUACGGACAUACGAAAACGUAUUGUUCAAACCAUAUGCAUGUGUAAAAUGUGGAGGCCAACAUAGAACUGCAACAUGUAAGAAAACAUUAGAUACUCCAGAUAAAUGCGUGCUUUUUGAAGAAAAUCAUCCAGCAAGUUAUAAAGGAUGUGAUGUAUACAAUAAUCUCCAAAAAGCUAGGAGAAGACCUAUAAAUCAAAUACCCAGUCAAAAUAAUACACAAAGGAACAUUAAUAUCAAUGACAUAAAUCAAUUCCCGCAAAUAAACACUCAUCAACCUCAAAUCAAUCCACAGCCAAUUCCACAAACUUCAUACGCCCAAAGAGUCACCCGCAACCAAUCUUCCGAUAUAUCUGAACAGUGA